Molecule: messenger RNA, 1557 nt
Organism: Phytomonas sp. Hart1
Lineage: Eukaryota; Euglenozoa; Kinetoplastea; Trypanosomatida; Trypanosomatidae
Source: the annotation of a GenBank genome assembly
AUGCUUUCUUUAGAACGCCCGAUCAUAUUGCGUGCUGUUAAAGCAAGCAGUGCGGUUGUUGCAGCUUUUUUAGCAUACCAAACCUUUUGUUUAUAUAGACGUAAUAACAUUACGGUACGAAUCACGGAGCUUGUGAGGCUUCCUCCACAAGGACGGAUCGAUGGCAAUCCAAACGGUGCCGAUUUUAUCCACAACAACCCUACCAUCGAGUUGAAGGGUAGUAUCGAAGUGGAGACAUAUUUGAUGCGAAGCUAUCGAUUCCUUCUUAAACUAUCCGCCCAACUAAAUGGCGCCACUUUAGGCUGCGGUACCUACAAUGGGGGCGAUGAAAACGUGUGCAAGCGUUCGAUUCAACGGCGGGUGUUGUCCUUCGCAACGGCAUACAACAACACAAAUAUUAACACAGCUAAUGAUAUGGUCAAUAUGGGUAACUUGUCAAUUAGCAAUAGCCUGAUAUCGCAGUCAUAUAAUAAAGGAAGUGUGUAUUCUUCGUCACGUACCUCUGCAAAGCCAAAAGGCCCUAUGAUUGAGAUAAAGUAUGUCAAUGAGAUGGUAGACCAGAAUGAGGUGUUGGUGAAUGAAAACAUCUGCUUCACACCUGCGUGUUUGUCUGAGGAAAUACUUAUGAAAUACACAAUGACGAUUUCUAGCGCAUACUUGCUGAACAGUCAACCGGCCUUGAGCUCUACGGCAGGUGAUACAACUGAUCCAUUUAAUACCAAAAGUAUGUCGCCACAGAGCUUUAGUAAUCUUCUCAUACAGAAUGCCUUUUUGCGACCUGGUAAUCCUGGAAACUACUGCAUUAGCUUCGAUUUAAUGGUCUUUCAGCCCCUACACGAACUAAGGCUGUUGAUACGGUUACCAAAUCAUCACUGCCGACUCGUCCGUUCGGAUACGGGGGGUAUUGGGCGAGUGACAUUCGCCGAGGGAAAAACGAAGCCGCACCUCCUAAUUUGGGAAAUCGGAGGCGUGGAUGCUCACAUUCACAAUGAUGACAAAAAGGUUUCAAAUGUCGAGAAGGGGUGUGAUGAUGAGACACUCUCACAAGCAGCUCUUUCAGUUGGCGGUGGCGACGAUGUGGUUCAUGGUCUGUCUUCUUUUGCAUUUCUGUCGGUUCACUUUGAACUUGUCUAUAGGCAUCUAGAAGAAAGCGAAUAUUUCUAUUACGAUAACGAGGGGAGGGAGGAUAGUGAUAGCAAUAUUGACUCCGACAAUAUUGAUUUCUUUAGCAGUGAUACAAGCAGCACAAAUGAUGAAGAUGCCAGAGAGACGGAUCUGAUAGAAGGCCAAAUGAACGCGACAGGGGUCUAUUCCGGUAGCAAAUAUGGAUCAGAAAGUAGAAACAGCAGACGACGAGGUUAUCGAAAGAGCUCCUUUGGAAAAAAGCCACAUUCGAACGGUACCCCAAGCCCUACAAACCAUAGUGAUAAGGCGCGCAAACGCAAGGCCCUUGCAUCGAAAAAAAACCUGGAUAUCAGCAUAGGAGUACGAUAUCAACAUCGUCAAGUCUGGGGGUUCCCAAGAAUCACCCGACUCUGGAAGCAACCUACAGCGUAA